UUAUUUAUUUAUAACACUUUAUAUUUAAUAAUCAGAAUAAUGGAUGUCCCAGCAAGGGGGAAUAUAUUAGGACGUUUCGUACCGGCUCGAUACAUCCUUGCUAUUCUUGGGUCUAUUGGCAUGGCUAUAGUUUAUGGCCUGAAGGUGAAUCUAUCAGUAGCAAUGGUGGGUAUGCUGAACAACACCGCCAUUAGGAGAGAUGUAAUUGUCAAUUCGGCCGAUAAUAAUAACCAGACAUAUAGUGAUAGCAGUGAAAUUGAAUGCAAGGGUAGUGCCUCUGGAGGAAAUGUUACAAUGGACCAAGAUGGCCCUUUCACAUGGACGCCGGGAGAGCAAGGCAUCGUCCUAAGUUGUUAUUUCUGGGGAUAUUUCGUAUCACAGCUGCCAGGUGGUAGGGUAGCGGAGUUAUUCUCAGCUAAAUGGGUGAUGUUCUUCAGCGUGACAAUCAACGUGGUUUGCACCCUACUAACCCCCGUGAUGGCACAGGCUCAUUACGCUGCCGUGGUUGUGAUGCGGGUUGGCGAAGGAAUUGGUGGAGGUGUAACAUUUCCAUCGAUGCACGUAUUGCUAUCCAAAUGGGCACCACCAGCCGAGCGCAGCGUGAUGUCGGCUCUGGUAUACGCGGGAACUUCCCUCGGGACCGUCAUAUCAAUACUCAUGGCUGGAGUAUUGACCGCUAAUGUUGGAUGGGAGAGCGUUUUCUACGUAAUGGGCGGACUGUCAUGUGUAUGGUGUGUAUUAUGGAUAUUCCUGGUGCAAGACUCGCCUCAGCAGCAGCCUCUGAUCAGUGCCGAGGAGCGGGAGAUGAUCAUCAACUCGCUAGGGGGGAAGGGAGCCGGUCAUGGCCAUAAAAAGUUACCAGUGCCAUGGCGUGCAGUACUCAAGUCCCCUGCAUUCCUGAGCAUCCUAGUAGCUCACGCGUGCUCCAACUGGGGCUGGUAUAUGUUACUGAUAGAGUUACCGUUUUAUAUGCAACAAGUUCUUAAGUUCAAUAUGACUGAGAACGCAGUGACCACGUCCCUCCCGUUCCUUUCUCUAUGGAUCUUCAGCAUGUGCUUAAGUCGUACCCUGGAUUGGCUUAGCAGCAAUUCAUACAUCACGACCACGAUCGCUCGAAAAAUAGCCACUUUAUUUGCGUCUGCCGUGCCUGCUGCCUGCUUGCUGGCGGUGUGCUACAUCGGCUGCAACCGCGCAGCUGCCGUCGCCCUCAUGGCGGUCGCAGUUACCUGCAUCGGCGGAAUGUUUUGCGGAUUCCUAUCCAAUCACAUCGACAUAGCGCCCAAUUUCGCUGGCACCCUGAUGGCUUUAACCAACACCAUAGCCACCAUUCCUGGCAUUGUCGUGCCGAUAUUUGUGGGAGCAUUAACUCAGAAGAAUCAAACGAUUUCUUCAUGGCGUACAAUAUUCUACGUGACCAUAGCACUGUACAUCAUCGAGAUAGUGGUAUACACGCUGUGGGGAUCCGGUGAGGAGCAGCCCUGGAAUAAGGUCCAGGAGAGAAGUGACAGCACUGAGACCAAGCCUCUCAAUACUACUGACAAAAAGAGUACUGUUCAAUAG
This is a messenger RNA of Achroia grisella, 1560 nucleotides long. It is a transcript of the gene MFS3, whose product is annotated as sialin. The coding region runs from base 40 to 1560 and encodes 506 amino acids. NCBI's taxonomy places the organism in Eukaryota, Metazoa, Arthropoda, Insecta, Lepidoptera, Pyralidae. Gene Ontology annotation, biological process: transmembrane transport; monoatomic anion transport. Gene Ontology annotation, molecular function: transmembrane transporter activity. The record is from RefSeq and is a predicted model, not a curated record. The transcript is spliced from 12 exons.